UAGAUUAGGCACUGGUUUAUUAUGUUAUCUUUUUAAUUUUGUAUUGUCUUAAUAUUCUUAUGUUUUAUUUUGCUUUCACCUCUUCUUUUUGAAAAAAAAUCAACGUUAUUCCCUCGACCCAAACUGAACGAUUCAAGGCACCUGGAGAAGGAUAGUUUUUGUUGUUGAUCUCCUUGGCUCCAAGGAGAAUUCUUCUCUCUCCUAUGACGUGCAUCACAGAGCGGCCGCUUGCAUUUUCAAUUAUGUGUUCAUUAGGGGAGUGGCGCUUUUCCCGCAAGUUUCACUCCGAAACAAAACAGGCGUUUUUCCUCUCCGACUGCUGUUUUCUGCCAAGAAAUAGAAACUCCUGCGAUCGCUUUCGUUUCCUCGUUUCCCCGCCGCUCUUCUUCCUUUUUUGCCUCGCCUGUUUAGUUUGGGCUGCCUUCCUUCGCUCCUCCUACGCUUCCCCCUGUUUUCCGAUAUUAAGAGGCCGCGCCUCUUUGUCCCCAGCGGCCCCCCGUCCUUUUCCUCUGCUGAAACGAAACAAUCUGCUGCGUUCCGCCAGUAGCGCGGCCGGCGAGGAUGGUGGACGAGGGUGCAACAUGGCAGCGGCGGAAAGAAAACACCGACAACACAAUCUUAAAUGUCUUCGUGUACGACCGGCGUCGGGACCACUCGAAUGACGCCGCAGAACUCCUUUCAUGUCACAAGGAAAACUAUGGGGGCUUCCGUAAGGCCGUCCGCCAGGUAUUUGAUAUUUCCUCCAAAGAAACUUUUGUUAUCACAACAACUGCUAGAAAAGAAAUAACAAGUGAAAACUUUGGUCGAAUUGUUAAAGACAACAUGACUCUCUACUUACUACAGAGAGUUGAUCAGUUGCUCACUUCAGCAACAAAGGAGUGCGUUGAGUUUUUGCCACAUUAUGACACACUUGUGAAAAGUGGAAUAUAUGAAUACUAUGCCAGCGAAGGCCAAAAUCCUCUUCCAUUUGCACUUGCAGAAUUGAUUGAUAACUCCUUAUCAGCUACUUCUCAAAAUUCUGGAGUUCGGUACAUCCAAUUAAAACUGUUAUUUGAUGAUACUCAAGGAAAACCAGCUGUUGCUGUGAUUGAUAAUGGAAGAGGCAUGACUUCUGAACAACUAAACAAUUGGGCUGUAUAUCGACUGUCAAAGUUUAGACGACAAGACAAUAUAGAAAGUGAUCAUUCAGGAUAUGUACAACCUCAAAUAGUACCUCGCAGCUUAAACAGUGAUAUAUCGUAUUUUGGAGUUGGUGGUAAACAAGCUGUGUUUUUUGUUGGACAGACUGUUAGAAUGAUAAGCAAACCUGCAAAUUCUCAAGAUGUUCAUGAAUUUAUCCUUUCAAAAGAAGAUUUUGAAAAGAAAGAAAGAAACAAAGAAUCUGUAUAUAGUGGAUAUAUAAGAAAUAGAAAGCUAUCUGAUUCUUCCCACAUUUUUGAUGAUGAACAAUUUCUGUGCAAGCUUAUUAUGGAAGAGAAAGACAAAGAAAGUUUUACUGCCGUUGUUAUUACUGAAAUGAAGCCUGAAAAUAUACAAUACCUGAAAAAUGAUUUUGAAAGUUGGACAAGACAGUUAACACACAUAUAUCAUUACUAUAUCCAUGGACCAAACGGAAACUGCACUAAUUUGCCAAGGAAGGAAGAAAAAGUUUUCAAUAACAUGGUCAUUGAGAUUUCACUGUUUGAAAAGGGGAAGACACCUCAGGUUGUGAAUCUGAGAGAAAUUGAGGAUGAUAUGCAGACUUUAUAUAUAAAUACAGCAGCAGAUAGUUUUGAGUUCAAGGCUCGUGUUGAAAGAGAUGGUAUAGUGGAAGGAAUUAUACGUUACCAUCCUUUCUUAUAUGAGAAAGAAACAUAUCCUGAAGAUCCUUCAAGAUUCAAAGAUGCUGAUGAUGAAGAAGGAGAAGGUGAAGAAGAGGAAUAUUAUACAAGAGAAAAAGGAGCCAGAGGGAAAAAAGCUAUUUUUGAAUGUUUUUGGAAUGGAAGAUUAAUCCCAUAUACAACUGUAGCAGAUUUUGAAUGGUGUGCUUUGCCUAAAAAGAGAGGGCUCGUUCCAGUUGAAUGCUACAACAGAAUAUCUGGUGUAUUAUUUACAAAUGACAAGUUUGAAGUCAGCACAAACAAACUGACUUUCACGGAUUUGGAAAUAAGGUUAAAAGAUAAAAGUACAAUUUUUACAAGAGUUGUCAAUGGACAGGAACAGAGAAUGCAAAUUGAUAGAGAAUUUACAAAUUGGCUCAAGAAUUGCCAUGAAAAACAUGAUAAACAAAUCAAAUUUACUGAGUUUAAAGAAAUAGUUACACGUGCUGAUCAGAGCUCUAAAAGAAAGAGUCCUUGGGCUAAAUAUUCGGCAAUUGAAUGGGAUGGAAAUAUAUAUAAAGCUGGACAUUUGGUGAGAUCAGUUAAAAAAACUCCUGUGUAUCAUGGAAGAAUUCAACAUUUUUAUCUGUAUGGAGAUCAUGAUGGAGAUGUCUAUGCUACUGGUGGAGAUGUUCAGAUAGCUUUGGAGCCUCAAGCAUUGUACAAUGAAAUAAAGAUCAUUCCAAUAUGCAAACUUGAUCGUUCGGUGUCAGAAGCAGAAGUGAAAAAAUAUAUUAAAGAAGAAAUGUCUCGAUUUCCUAACAGUUUGUCAAUAACAUGGCCUGAAGGAGAUGAAUUAUUACCAAAUGAGACUAAGUGUGCAGGAUUUAAAAUAGGAGCUUUAAAAGUUGAAAUACUGAAUAAAAAAGGCGAGGCUAUGCAAAAACUUCCAGGACCAAGUCAUGGAUCAAAGAAAUUACUUGUACAACUUAAGCUUAUUUUGCACUCUCCUGGUGGAAAUCAGGAACUCUUUUGUUAUAUCAGUCAUGGAGCGAAAUGGUCUUACUGGUUCAAAAAAAUGGAAAAUAUUUCUAAGCUUGGAACCUACACGCUAAAUCUGCAAGUGGUGUUGAAUGAAAGUAAUGCAGACACUUGUGCAGGAUUUCCUCUUCCAUCUAAAACAUUUGAAUUUCAUGUAAAAGAAGGCAAACCUCACAAGUUUUCAGUAGGUAUUUUGGAUCCUCCAUUUCGGAUAGGGCAUCCAUUCAAUGUUCCUCUAGAUGUCCAGGAUGCCUUUGGACAUUCCACUGAACUGACGGAAGAUAUUGUACCAGGCCUUGAAGCAAGUGGUCUAACAUUACAGUAUGAAGAAAUAACAAGAAGACCAAAUUGUGUCAUUAAAGGCAUAAUUGCUUCAGGCCUUGUAAAUAAUUACCAAGGCAAGAAUUUUAGUCUAAAGAUCACUCUUCCUGGUCUAAAGGAAGAAUCUCAAGUUUUGAAAAUUAAACUUCUCCCAGGCCUUCCUUGGCAACUAAAUGUAAAAACAGAUUCUGAUGUCUUGACACUUGAGAAUAAAACAGCUUUAUCUUUGCAUGUUGAAGUAUUGGAUGAAGUGGGCAACAUAACAGCCCAAUCAAAACUACAUGUUCAGUGCACGUUUUUUGGAGUUCCAGGCCUUCCUGUAUAUACUGCAGAUUGCAGCAAUACUGGCAAAAAUGAAUUAACUGGACCAGCUCUGCACAUUCAAAAUAUAAAGAAAGUUCAAAUACUUAAAGCAAGAAUUGAAAUACCAAGUUGUAAAAAUGUGCCCCCAGUAUCCAAAAUCAUUAAACUGCUUCCUAGUAGCUAUGCUGCAAGACUGCAGGUUUAUUGCACUGAAGAAAAAAAAGUUAUUCAGAUUCGAAACCAGGAAGAAAUUAACCACGUUGCAGGUGAUGUGCUAAAAAAUCUUACUUUCCAUAUGUAUGAUGAGGGAGAAAAAGAAAUCAUAAUAACUCCAGCUCUAGCUGAAAAAUUUAAAAUAAGCUGGAGUCCAAAGUUUAAUAGCAAACAACUGAUCAAAGGAUUGCUACCUAAUGUGAAAGUUCCAACAUCUGUAAACGAUGAAAGCUGUUGUCUACUUACCUUCAAUGAUGAGCAUGUGUCUUUGUCAACUUCAUUUGUGGUCAGACCACUUGCUGAUGAGCCAAAACUUAUCAAAUGCAAAAUUAAAGGAUCAGAUAUAAUAAAAAUGGGUGAAAAGCUGCAAGAUGAAAUUGAGAUAAUGAUUACAGAUCAGCAUGGAAAUCAGAUUAAGUCCCUGACAUCAUCUUGUAUGGCUGACUUGAAGAUUUCUGGGAAUGGUCUGGAUAAAUCAUAUUUGAAAACUUUUUGGCAGCAAAAUACACAAACUAUUUCUGUCAAAGGAAUUAUGUUUGAACCAGGCCGACCAGAAGUUAAAGAACUACAUGUUGCUUGGCGUGAUUUUUCUGAUUACAUGAAGUUAAAAUUGAUUGCUGGCCCUCCAGCUAAAUUAGUUCUUCAGGACUGGAUAGAACCAGAGAAGCCUAUAUCUGUAAUUAAUGGCAAAGAAUUACCAAAGGCUAUUAUAAUCCAGCUCUGUGAUCAGUGGAAUAAUCCAUCUGCUGAAUCUAAUAUCACAAUCACACUUUCAAAACAUAGUAAUAUAAAAAUUAUUCCUCCAGAUAUGCUGCAUAAAACAGAUAAAACUGGUAGAGCACGCUUUGGAAGUCUUACUGUUCAUGCUCCUAAGGGAGAAUACACUUUGCAGUUCAAGGCCUCCUAUAACGAGAAGGCACUAAGCAGUCCAGUGAUCAAGAUAAAUGUUUUACCUGACUCGGAGAAACCUGAAUGUUUAAAUAUUACAUAUGAUGAGAAUGCUAGCUUUACUGCUGGAAACACUUUUCCUGAUUUCAUGGUUAGUGUUAUUUCUGAAGACGGCAACAAUAUUAAAAAUAUAAAUUCACGAAGGAUUUGUAUGAAAAUCAGGGAAAAAAAUAGUGAUGAUACUUUAUCAGAAAAUUUUGCAACAUUUGAAUGUACCAAAGCAAACAAUGACAAGGAUGAUGGCUUUUUUUGCGUCAGGAAUAAAACAGUUCCAGUAAAAGUGGGCAAAUACAUCAUCCAUUUUGUAUUUGCAAUUGACAAAACAAAUGUUCUUAACAGUAAACAGAUUAUAAUUGAUGUGGUGCCAAACCAACCAGUACUGUUGAAGCCACUAACUUUGCCAAAUACUCCUGCUGUUUCUAAUGUUCAGGAGAUUGACAGUCGGACCCUUGUCAAGAAUUUGACUCUCAUUGUAACGGAUAAAUACAACAACCGUACUGGAAGUGAUUUACAUGGAAAAAUUGUAGCAAAAAUUGAAAGUUCAACUGAGAAAGACAUUGAUAUUCCCCUGUUUCAGGGUAAAAAAAGUACAGUUGAAUUUUGUUUUCACGGAGGAAUUGUUGAAAUUAAGGAUCUUGUGCUAGCAGAAAAAAGUCCAGGAAGACAUAGAACUAAGUAUAAGCUUGUAUUUGAGCCAGUUAUAUCUUCUUCGAAACAAUAUUUGCAAUCUUAUUAUUUACCCUUUAUGUUUUGUAAUGAUUAUGAGAGUCAACAGCAAAUGGCAAUUCUUACAAAAGAGAGAGACAAACUUUCACGGUCAAUAAAAACAUAUAGAGAUUGUUUUGACAUUAGGAAUCAGCUUAUUGCUGAAAUAAAACGCCAAAUACAGGAAUGUGAAAAAAAGGAGUUACAGCUCAAACAUGAAUUGAAAACACAUCAGAUUGACAUACCUGAGGCCAAUGUGCUGCAACAUAUUGAAUCCUUGAUAAUACGUAAGCAGGCUGAGAAGGAAAAUAUAUUGAAACAACCUAGAAGAAUAUGCACAGUUGCCAUAUAUCCCAAAUGUAAUCAGGAUAUUUUGGGCAAGAUUGCACACUUAGCAGAGAUUGAAGACAGUGAAGUAGCAAAGGUGAUUUCCUGGCAUUUGGCAAGUGAUAUGGAUUGUAUAGUCACUUUGACAACAGCUGCUGCACGUUGUAUCUUUGAUCAGACUCAAGGUGCACAACAAGUGUUGCCUCUUGAUUCUAUUUAUAAGAAGGAUUUUCUAGAUUGGAACAGCAGACCUUUACCUCAUGAAAGAAACUGUUUCAAUCCUAUUGGAAAUCCUGUAUUUGCUAGAAACUUGCUAAUAUUUCCAGAGCACAAGGAGAGUUGCCAAAUAGUGUUUGAGAUGCUCUUGGGUAAUACGAUUAUUAUUGACAAUUUGGAUGCUGCCACUCAUUACAGAAAAGAGGUUGUGAAAACGACGCAUUGCCCAACUUUAUUAACAAGAGAAGGGGACAGAAUUCGCAGUAAUGGAAAGUUUGGAGGCUUCCAGAAUAAAGCCCCUCCUAUAGAGAAGCUUCGGGGGAUGGUUUUUGGAGCACCUCUGCCACCAGCUUGCAAGGUUAUCGACCUACACCUAGAACUCCUUCAGGAGUACCGUACAGCAGUUUUCCGACUUAAUAAAUUAAACACUGACCUUGAAGAACAACUACAAUCAAUUAAUACUUCAGAAAUGCGAAGAAAGAAAGAAGAGCUUGCUGACGAGGAAACGAAAUUAGCAUUAAUAGAGCAGAAAUUAGGUAUGACCUCAAGUCAGUACAGCAGAUCAUCACCCCCCUCAGAAGAGCUUGAUUUGUCCAAAGCUCCAAGCCAUUCAAAAACAGGAAGAGAAACAAAACGUUCAUACAGUUCAAAAGAAUCGGAUUCAGCUCCUCCUAUGAAGAAAAGAAUAGGAAACAGCAACUAAUGAAUUCUCUCCAAAGAAAGAAGACAUAGAUUAUAUUUGUUAAAAUACAAUUGUAUGUUGAAAUGUGUAUAUUCUACAAAUAUAUGUUAUUCAUUGAUAUUUUUAUAUUCAUAAAAGAAAUGUUAUUAAUAAGAGUUGACUUAUUUUUUAACAGAAUAACUUUAUUUUUGUUGUUUAUCAGUCUAUAAUAUAUAUAACAUAUUAUAUGUUAUGGAAAUAUAACAAUGCUUCUGUUACAUAUGAACAUUUUCAAAUUUGACAAUAAAAGUUUGGAAUGACAACCAUUCUCCUAGUACAAUAUAAGUAAAUUAAUCAAUGUGUAACAAAUUGUCAUUUUUAACAAUAGUGAUUCAUAAACAUGAAUGAUAUUUAUUAACUGAAAAAGCAUAAUAUUAUUGAAUAUAAUAAUACCCUUCCAUGCAAAGCUUCUAAAUACUUUUCCUGUUUGUAGAGUAUAGCUGAAAUAAGAUUAUGUGUGCAAUUAAGAUUGAGAAGUUGAUGUUAUAUCCUUACUGAUUGUUUAAUACAGUAACAAUGAGAGACUCCAGUUAGUGAAUACUUCUAACCUAAUGAAAUAAUUCUUGAACAGCCUGCAGCAUUGCAGGCUAAUUCUGCUGACUACUGAUUGCCAGCAGUUCAGCAGUUUUAUUCUCAUCAGCUCAAGGUUGACUCAGCCCUCCAUCCUUCUGAGGUUGGUAAAGUGGCCCAGUAUACUGACUCUGAAAACUCCUUAGAGAGGGCUGUAAAGCACUGUGAAGUGGUAUAAAAAUCUAAGUGCUAUUGCUAUUGAACUCUGUUCUUCCUCAUUUUCUCUAUCAUCAGCUGUUCAGUGUUAUGAUAAACAACUUUUUAUUAUGUAAUUAAAGCACUUUAUGUUUUUUUAGGAUUACAAUCCUCAUCAUUUAUACUGAUGAGAGAAAAGGCAAAGAAGAAAGAUACAUUAAUAAAUAUACAGAAUACAUUAA
Molecule: messenger RNA, 7541 nt
Organism: Crotalus tigris (Tiger rattlesnake)
Lineage: Eukaryota; Metazoa; Chordata; Lepidosauria; Squamata; Viperidae
Gene: SMCHD1
Product: structural maintenance of chromosomes flexible hinge domain containing 1
Exons: 48
Coding region: 562-6576 (2004 amino acids)
Biological process (GO): chromosome organization; double-strand break repair
Cellular component (GO): chromosome
Molecular function (GO): ATP binding; protein binding
Source: RefSeq, a predicted model, not a curated record